Momordica charantia (bitter melon) is the source of this 1614-nucleotide messenger RNA. RefSeq names its product 3-ketoacyl-CoA synthase 12. Gene Ontology annotation, biological process: fatty acid biosynthetic process. The record is from RefSeq and is a predicted model, not a curated record. Gene Ontology annotation, cellular component: membrane. NCBI's taxonomy places the organism in Eukaryota, Viridiplantae, Streptophyta, Magnoliopsida, Cucurbitales, Cucurbitaceae. Gene Ontology annotation, molecular function: acyltransferase activity, transferring groups other than amino-acyl groups.
UCUCUCUCUCCCUUCAUUUCUCUCAUGGAGCCUCUGGUCUUACUAUUUGCUCUUCCAUUACUCUAUUUGCUUGUGAAAAUAUGGAAGCAUUUUGAUGCAAAGAGGGACCAACAAUGCUAUAUUUUAGACUACCAAUGCUUCAAACCAACUGACGACAGAAUGCUGGGCACUGAGCUCUGUGGAGACCUUAUGAGGCGCACCAAAAAUCUUGGCCUUGAAGAGUUCAAAUUCCUUCUCAAAGCCGUCGUCAACUCCGGCAUCGGCGAGCAAACCUACGGCCCGAGAGUAGUCUUCUCUGGCAAAGAACGCCGCCCUUCUCUUCUCGACUCCAUCUCUGAAGUCGAAGAGUUUUUCCAAGAUUCCCUCCAGAAGCUCUUCGACAAGUCCGGAGUUUCCCCCUCCCAAAUCGACAUUCUCGUUGUCAACAUCUCCAUGUUCUCCACCUCCCCUUCUCUUGCCUCGAGAAUCAUCAACAGGUACAAGAUGAGAGAAGACAUUAAAGUGUUCAAUCUGGCUGGGAUGGGAUGCAGCGCCAGCCUGAUUUCUUUGGACAUUGUUAGGCAAAUGUUCAAAUCUUACAAGAACUCACAUGCCAUUGUCGUGACAUCGGAGUCGCUCACUCCGAACUGGUACUCCGGUAACGACCGAUCCAUGAUUCUGUCGAACUGUUUGUUCCGAUCCGGUGGCGCGGCCAUACUUCUGACCAACAAAAGGGGUUUGAGAAACAAAGCCAUGUUCAAGCUCAAGUGUCUGGUGAGAACCCACCAUGGAGCCCAAGACGAGUCCUAUGGCUGUUGCUUUCAGAAGGAAGAUGACCAAGGCAACCUAGGUUUCCAUCUGGGAAAGACCCUACCAAGGGCAGCAACUCGAGCAUUCACAGACAACCUAAGAGAAAUCUCAACCAAAAUCCUUCCCAUAACGGAGAUAUUCCGGCUAGCACUCCUCACAAUACUACACAAAAUCUCCUUGGCCGGGUCCUCGAAGCUGCGUCGGCCGAAGCCAGCGGCGAACUUCUGGGCCGGGGCAGAGCAUUUCUGCCUGCACACCGGGGGGAAGGCAGUGAUAGAUGGGGUGGGAAAGAGCCUGGGCCUGACGGAGUACGACCUCGAACCGGCUCGAAUGACGCUCCACCGGUUCGGGAACACGUCCGCGAGCAGCCUGUGGUACGUACUGGGGUACAUGGAGGCGAAGAAGAGGCUGAAGAAGGGGGACAGAGUUCUGAUGAUAAGCUUUGGCGCGGGGUUUAAAUGCAACAGCUGCGUGUGGGAAGUGGUGGCAGAGUCCGGUGGUGGGCGUUGUAAUGUGUGGGAAGAUUGCAUUAAUGGCUACCCACCAUUGUCCUUGGCGAACCCUUUCAUUCAAAGGUUCGGCUGGAUUCAGAACCAAGAUCCAGCCACCUUCACAUCGCUUUGACUCCAACACAAACCAAAAUGGAAAGACAAGGAGGGUUGAUAUAUAUUAUAUUCUUUUUUGGAAGGAAAAAAAAGUUUUAUUUUUUUGUUGAGAUUUUCUUCCAACGGUGUUUACUGGUCACAAUCUAUCUUUGUGGCUUACUACUAUUUAAAAAUUUUAGAACAUUAAAAAAGGAAGUUUAAACUUAGGUACUUAGGUGAU